Messenger RNA from Schistosoma haematobium, 870 nucleotides. RefSeq names its product ZMYM6 neighbor (gene ZMYM6NB). The coding region runs from base 1 to 870 and encodes 289 amino acids. Lineage: Eukaryota; Metazoa; Platyhelminthes; Trematoda; Strigeidida; Schistosomatidae. The record is from RefSeq and is a predicted model, not a curated record. The transcript is spliced from 7 exons.
AUGGACUCCAGAAUGGCGUCACAUCUUGCUACCCAUGUGUCAACUGUAGUUCUCGGACUGCUGUUCAUACUGCCUGGUAUAGUAAAGACAGUGCGCUUGAAUACAACACUUUACCGGGAAAUGUUAAAGACAUUCAAGAAUUUCACUGAAGUAUCACCACUAAGGCAUAUUGGAGUGAUACCUAGUCCUCAAAUCUACAUGCAGUCUAUGGGAGUUUUCGAACUAUUACUAGGCACUACGUUGGUUGUUGGACAUGUAUCGUUCAAGAAAUUCGCUUGUCUGGGAAUUAUGGCUCUUAUGCUGCUCACAACAUAUUGUCAGGUCGCCUUAAAAGAUUACAGUGCAACCAUUGUGCCUUGUGGAUACUUUUGCCUUCUUAGCAGGUUAUAUUUCUCUCUGGACAAACUUGAAGAUCGACGACCAAAGAAUAAACAGAGAAAUCAAACUACCAAAUUAUUUUAUACCCAACCGUUAACUCAUAGAACUUUAUUUAACAACCAGCAGUUUAGUGUCAGUGCUUGCCAACAUUUUAUUUUAGUUGUAAGCUCAAAACAUGUGACGUCUUAUUGUUAUGAAGGUCUAAAAAAUCAUAAUACCUGGCAGCAGAAGAUUGAGAAGAUCGAAGAGGAAAGAACGGGAACAGAGAGUAAUUGGUAUGGAAAUGCAGGAACAAUGAAGUCUGAAUCAAUUGAUGAACAUUUUACAAAUUCAGUAUUGGAGUAUGGUUCUUCUAUUUUACCAAGUAACUCUAUGGAUUCCUCUCGAUCAUUCUUCUGUAUAGGAUUACAUCUACUCUAUUCAAGUUAUGGGGAUGUUACCAGAGAAUUACUAACGAAUUUCUUAUUUUUAAGCGGAGAAUCAGUUGACUAA